This is a messenger RNA of Knipowitschia caucasica, 276 nucleotides long. Lineage: Eukaryota; Metazoa; Chordata; Actinopteri; Gobiiformes; Gobiidae. The record is from the annotation of a GenBank genome assembly.
AUGGGGCUGCGAUGGGGCUGCAAUGGGGCUGCGAUGGGGCUGCGAUGGGGCUGCGAUGGGGCUGCGAUGGGGCUGCGAUGGGGCUGCGAUGGGGCUGCAAUGGGGCUGCGAUGGGGCUGCGAUGGGGCUGCGAUGGGGCUGCGAUGGGGCUGUGAUCGGGCUGUGAUGGGGCUGCGAUGGGGCUGCGAUGGGGCUGCGAUGGGGCUGCGAUGGGGCUGUUAUCGGGCUGUGAUGGGGCUGCGAUGGGGCUGUGAUCGGGCUGUGAUGGGGCUGUGA